CGGAAGUAGAAAUCUAUCCGGAAGUAAGCGUUGGUUCGGAAGUUAAAAAUGGAAGCGGCUGUGUUUAUUCUCUCGCUUGUCGACUGCUGCGCCUUGAUUUUCUUGUCUGUCUAUUUUAUAAUCACUCUGUCUGAUCUUGAAUGUGACUACAUUAAUGCCCGAGCUUGCUGUUCAAAGCUAAACAAAUGGGUUAUACCCGAGCUGAUCGGCCAAGCUCUAGCCACAUUGCUAAUGCUAGUCUCCAUGCACUGGUUUAUUUUCCUCCUCAAUGUACCGGUGGCAUCGUGGAAUGUUUACAGAUAUUUGAAGGUUCCUAUGGGUAACAUGGGAGUGUUCGACCCAACAGAGAUACACAACAGAGGACAGUUAAAGUCCCAUAUGAAAGAAGCCAUGAUCAAAUUAGGUUUCCACCUACUGUGCUUUUUCAUCUAUUUGUACAGUAUGAUCCUGGCACUGAUCAAUGAUUGAUGCAGCAGAGACGCAAGAACCUCAACUGCCAAAACCAUAAACUGUCCAAUUUGUGCUGUGAAUACGGUCAUCUCUCACAGCUAAAGCCAAUACAAAAAAAAAAAAAAAUACAGCAUCAAUCCACACUCCAGCAGACACAUCGUCAUUCUAUAACCAUCUCCUUAUUCAGUCGACUCGAGAGACUGGCGUUCCUGUGUUAUUUGCUCACAUAAUUGCAUUGAUGUAAAGCUUUGUGUAGUUUUUUUUUUUUUAUUUAGCUGAUUUUAAAGGCUCUCAAGCUGUAGCACUGUUCCCAUCUUGCGCUGCUUCUCAGGGCUGAAUCAACAAGACAAUCUCACUGACUCAUCAGAGCAACCGAUAAGCUUACAGCUCGUGAGCACGUCAUGUCUCCACACGCUUGUCUUAAAUGUGCUGUCAUUCUAAAUGUGUCCACCUGUCUCCCAGAUGGACACUUUUUUAAUUUGUAAAUUGCUGGAAUAAGCUCUGUGUAUAAUGUUUUUAUGUUCUUUACUUACUGUAAUUACUAAGAAUGAUUUUAAAUUGUAUUAAGCACAUUUUUAUUGACCAACUUGCCAUGAUUUAGGGAUAAGUUAGAACAUAUUUCACAUACAAUUAAUGCAAAGGUUUGUGUCCCUUUUUCUGAAGUGUUAUUCCUAUGUUUCCGGGGUGUCAUUGUUACCUCUAUGCCUUCUGGUUUUCAUUUUAACAAAUCUAUCAGUUCAUCUGCCCAGUUUGUUGGUGUGAGCCAUUCUCACAUUCAUUAUUAAAGUUGAGUCCAGUUAGAAUGAAAAA
This is a messenger RNA of Tachysurus vachellii, 1260 nucleotides long. RefSeq names its product cornichon family AMPA receptor auxiliary protein 4 (gene cnih4). Lineage: Eukaryota; Metazoa; Chordata; Actinopteri; Siluriformes; Bagridae. Bases 49 to 468 code for a protein of 139 amino acids. The record is from RefSeq and is a predicted model, not a curated record. Gene Ontology annotation, cellular component: endoplasmic reticulum membrane; COPII-coated ER to Golgi transport vesicle. Gene Ontology annotation, biological process: endoplasmic reticulum to Golgi vesicle-mediated transport. The transcript is spliced from 5 exons.